AUGAAGGGCUUGCUUCCAAACCUCAUUUCGGAGGAACAGGCUGCGUUUGUUCCUGGAUGUUCCAUUUCUGAGCACUGUUUACUUGGGCAAGAGAUUAUGAACAAGUUUAAAGUCUCCAAAUCGACUAUGGGCUGGAUGGCGUUGAAGGUUGACAUGGAACAGGCCUACGAUAGGAUGAGCUGGCGGACGCUUGAAGUGGUGCUCAUGAGGAUGGGUUUCCCGGCGCGGUUUUGCUCGUGGGUGCUUGGUUGUAUUUGUAAUCCACGGUUCUCGGUGGUGGUCAAUGGCCAGCUCUCGGAGACAAUUGUGGCUGGCUGCGGUUUCAGACAAGGUGCCACCAUCCCCAAUGUGAGGAAGUGUUUGUCGAUCCUUGAGGACUACUGUUCGUGGACGGGACAAAGGAUCAACAAAGAUAAGUCCGCGAUUCUCUUUAGCCGGUCGACGCCGUCUACGACUAAGUCCCGUCUUGCUAGACUGUCGGGAUGUCGGAAGGUGGAAGAAUUGGAGUACUUGGGUAUUCGGUUUGCUCUCAGGAGGCUGAGGAAGGCAGAUUUCAGCUCGUUACUGCAGAAGAUCCGGUCAUUUACGCUGGCUUGGGGUAUCAGGCACUUGUCUCUUGCUGGCCGGAUUACCAUGAUCAACUCAGUGUUGCUCCCCUUGACGGUGUAUGCGAUCUCUCACAUAAUGGUUCCUAAGG
Molecule: messenger RNA, 697 nt
Organism: Dendrobium catenatum
Lineage: Eukaryota; Viridiplantae; Streptophyta; Magnoliopsida; Asparagales; Orchidaceae
Exons: 1
Source: RefSeq, a predicted model, not a curated record